ACAAUUUUCAAAUAAUAAAAUAAAUACUGCUGAAAUGGGAUAGGAAGAUUCUUUCCACAAACAUCCUUGAGUAAUUCCAUGGUGAUCCAGAGAUAAAACAGUCUUACGCUCCUUCGAAUACAGUAAACGGCACAAAAUUGUGAACGUCAAAUGAAUGUUUUGUCUUGAUAAUGAUUGGCCCAAAUAUUCCUGGGAACACGACGAAAGAUGAGUUCUCGUUACUUCAGUUGGGUCAGCGCAUAGAAUGCAGUGGUUCAUAUGGAACUGUGAAGUACAUUGGAGAAGUGCCACCAACUAAAGGAAUAUGGCUGGGUAUUGACUGGGAUGAGCCACAUAGAGGAAAGCAUGAUGGAAUGUACAAUGAUGUUAGAUAUUUCAAGGCAAGGUUUCCUCAGUCAGGAUCCUUCAUUCGCCCAGCCAAAGCUAACUUUGGAGUCAGUUGCCCUGAAGCAAUCAGGGAACGGUACGGAGAAGUGAAAGGAGAUGAAACUGCUGGAAUUGACAGGAAAGGAUUGGAACUCUUACAAAAGGAAAUCAAUGCUAGAUUUCUGGAAGUAGUGGGGUUUGACAAGGUUAAUAGACAACAGAGUGAUUUCAGUAAACUUCAAGUUGUAUGGUUAAGGGAACAUCAAGUGAGCACUGCUGGUAGUCCAGGUGAGCUAUUCCAACUGUGUCCAAGAAUUCGGGAGCUUGAUCUCUCAAGGAAUCUGCUGAAUAACUGGACAGCAGUGGCCGAAAUAGCUAUUCAACUACAGUUCCUGCGGAUACUGAAUGUUAGUGAGAAUCACUUAGUGAUACCAGAUGAUGCUUUAUCUCUGAAGUCGUCAUUUCUAUCAUUGGAACAUAUCAUAGUUGGAAAAAUGUCAUACUCCUGGUGUGAUGUAUUGAUUUGCGCCACCAUGUGGCCUCAUAUCCAUAAGUUGCAGGUACCCUUCAACUGCAUAACGACUUUAAGCAGUCCCCCCCCAAAUAUUCUACAGAACCUCCGACUUUUAGAUUUGGAAGGAAAUAAAAUUAGACACUGGCAUGAAAUCAACAAACUUGGUAAACUUAAUACGUUAGAAGUUUUGAACAUCUCAAACACAGGUGUGAGUGAUAUUGCCUUCCCGCUGGAGAAUGAACAACAGAAGACUGAACUUUUUCCAUCAUUAAAACAGCUGCAUCUUUCAGAGAAUAACAUCAGUGAUUGGAAGUAUAUCAGUGAACUGGAAAAACUAAAAAGCCUAGAAGACCUCAAGUUCAGAGACAACCCGGUUUUACAGCAUGAAACUGUGGAAACAUGCUUUCAGCUCAUAAUAGCUAGAAUUGGCAAUUUAAAGAUUCUGAAUGGAAUAUCAGUAACACCAGAAGAGAGGAGAGGAGCUGAAUAUGACUAUAUGAAGCGUCAUGCUCACUCAUGGCUGUCUCUGACAAGUAAUUCGGAGAAAAAAGAACAGCUGAAUGAAUUCACUGUACACCACCCUCGUUACCAAUACCUAGUUGACAAAUAUGGAGCACCUGAAAAUGGAGAAACUGAAGUUACGUCCCAUACAUUAAAGUCACAACUGAUUCUUGUAGAAAUUCAUGUUCCAGAAAGUAAACACCAACCUAUAACAAAGAGAGUUCCUAGAAACAUGACAGUUCAGAAGUUUAAAGGAUUGAUACAAAAAUUAUUUAAAUUAGAAAAUGAAAUUUCUCAGCUGUCUUGCAGAAAUAAAAAAGCUCCUUACCUGGAAUAUCCCAUUGACAAUGACUUGGAGGAACUCGCAUACUUCGCAAUUUCUGAUGGAGACCACAUUAUAGCACAAUAAUAAAAUUGUGCAGUCCGUCCAGAUGUUUAAUUCAUUAUGCAUAUGGCUGUGAAUCAUAAAAUGCAUUAACAUUUAAUGUAUUUACUUAUAACCAUGGAAAGUUUUUAGAACAUUGUUAGCAGGAUGACUGUUUUGUAAACGUGCUUUAAAACUAUGUUGUAAAUUUAACACUGUUUUGUCAUGUAUGUUUGUAUUGUGUUGAUCAUUCUCAAAUUUACAGUAAAGACUAAACUUAAUGUGA
Molecule: messenger RNA, 2031 nt
Organism: Schistocerca piceifrons (Central American locust)
Lineage: Eukaryota; Metazoa; Arthropoda; Insecta; Orthoptera; Acrididae
Gene: Tbce
Product: tubulin-specific chaperone E
Exons: 12
Coding region: 171-1790 (539 amino acids)
Biological process (GO): protein folding
Molecular function (GO): alpha-tubulin binding
Source: RefSeq, a predicted model, not a curated record